Molecule: messenger RNA, 1209 nt
Organism: Entrophospora candida
Lineage: Eukaryota; Fungi; Glomeromycota; Glomeromycetes; Entrophosporales; Entrophosporaceae
Source: the annotation of a GenBank genome assembly
AUGCUUAGUGAAGCUGAACUUAAAAAAAAAGAAGAGGAGGAUUUUAAAUUAGCCGUAGCUCUUUCGCUUGAUGAAGUCAAUAAACGUAAAUCGCAAAAUUUUUUAUCAAAUAAAUUAUCAACCCAACCAUCAAUCUCUGCUUCAAAUAAAGAACUUCCUCAAAAGCCAGCAAAAAAAACAGGAAAUGCUAAAAGAGUCAAGGCACUAUAUGACUUUGCUCCUACUGAAGCGGGUGAGCUUGGGUUUGUACGUGGUGAUGUCAUUUCGGUUAUUGAUAAUGAUGUUUAUAAAGAUUGGUGGCGUGGAGAAAUACGUGGCAAGACAGGAAUUUUCCCAGAAACAUUGUCAGAGCCAACACCUGAUGAUAUUGAAAAAGAAGCUGAAGUCGAAACUUUAAUAUUUGCACAAGCUCAAAAAAUAGAAAUUUUAUUGGAAAAGUUAAAAAGAAUAGAUUUACAAAAAAAAAAUGCCAUGGAGGAUGAAGAAAUCCAGGAACUAUAUAGUUCUAUGUUACCAAUUAGAUCAAAAUUGGUUAAAGUUAUUGAAAAAUAUAGUCAAAAGAAAGCAUCUAUAUCAUACUCUACAAAGGUAGCUCAAAAUCCAAACUAUAAUUUAAUUAGCCAACAAAUUCCUCAAGAUUAUCAUUUAUUAAAACAAGAAGCUUCUGUUCUAGCAACUUUUCCUCAAGCUUCUUCGAUUUUGUAUCAACAACAACAGCAAUCUGAUAUGUAUAAUCAAUCAAAAUUUUAUAAUCCUCAAAAAAUUCAAUACCCAUUAUUGCCUUCUCAACAUCUUCAGAAUCAACAAAUUACAUACCAAUCUUUACCACAAGAAAUUUUAAAUCAGCAAAAUUUGCUCCAUGUUCAACAAAAUAAUCAAUUCACUCCACAAACUCUCAAUAAAAACAGCAACAACACACCAGGGCAACAAAAUGUUUUUACUCAAAACCCAAAAUCUCGAAAUUUUACACAACAAGACCAUUUUGAAACAAAUGAUAAUAAAACUUUCACUGCAACAACCUAUACAACUACAAAAUUUUCAACAACAACUUCAACAGCAACUGCAACAACAAACCAUGCAACCUCAGCAACAAACCAUGCAAUCCCAACAACUUCAACAGAAAACUGUACAACCUCAGCAGCAGUUGCAACAACAAACUUUACAACCUCAGCAGCAGUUGCAACAACAAACUUUACAACCUCAGCAGCA